AUGCUCUCCCUGAACACUAUUGUCCCACAGGCACUGCGCAACGUUACAGCUGGUCUUCUUGGCAAUUAUGAUGGGGAUGUCAGCAAUGAAUUCAUGAUGCCGAACGGAACUGUUCUUUUUACAAAUAUAUCUGAAAGAGAAGUGUUUGCAUAUUGCAAGACAUGGGCGAUAAAUCCUAAUAGAUCUGCCUUCAUGUACAGUGAAGGAAAAACACACUACGAUUAUCACAAUGACAGCUACGUACCAGGCUUUUUAGAUGAAGUUGAUCCCAAUAAAAGGACAGAAGCAGAAAAGGCUUGUAACGGUUCACAAAAUAUUGAGUGUGUAUAUGAUCUUGUGUUCACGGAGAAGACAGAGAUUGCUAAAGAUACAAAUCGCAUUACGAGUCAAGCUGAUUGGACACGGAGUGAAAUGGGUAAAACUGUGCCGUCUCUGAAAGGAUGUGAAACAGUGAAUGCUGUUAAAGGAGAAAAUGUGACGUGUAGAGUUACUUUAGACGAAGGCUCUAGUAUACAUUUCAUCGAAAAUAAUGCCAGUGCUGUAUUUAACCAUACUACAUCAACCGUUUCAUAUAUUCAACUAGAUGAGAGUCCAGCGGUGAUUCGAUUUUCAGCAAAAAAUUCAAAAGACAGGUUUUCUCCAUCAUUCAUUAUGAGUGUUCUGUUGUGUACGGGUUGCAAUGGGCGUGGCUAUUGUACUGACGAACCAAGAGAGGACCCAAGAGAGACGGAAUAUUUCAAAUACGCAACAUGCGUCUGUCAGCCCGAAUAUGAAGAUAUCAAUGAAUGUGACGAAGCAAUACAUAACUGCUCUCAUACAUGUAACAACACGAUGGGCGGAUUUUCAUGUCUGUGCUUCCCUGGAUACAUCUUUAACGACACUACAUGGAAUUGUGAUGCUAGUUCUGAUGGCAAGUGUACGAAUGAAGAAAUCGCAAGCUGUGGCAACACAGAUGGAUGUAUUAAAGAUAAGGAUAGUUUCAGGUGCUUCUGUGAAUCUGGAUACGAGCUAGAUGAUACAGAAAAAGCGUGCAAAGAAUGCGAGGUCCCGUUUUGGGGUGUGAACUGUAUCAAUAUGUGUGAAUGCAUGGGUCAAGGGACAGACAGAUGCGAUCCUGGUAAAGGCUGCAUAUGUGCAGCUGGCUGGACUGGUGAGAAGUGUAACAUCGAUAUCGAUGAAUGUCAACUUCCUGUUAACGUCUGCAAAGACCCAAGGAAAGAAUGUAACAACAACUUAGGAUCAUACAUGUGCAACUGUAGACAAGGAUACAUUGAAUCAAGUAGUGGAUUGUGUGAGGAUAUAAACGAAUGCAAAAACAAAAGUUUGAACCUAUGUGCUGAUGAUGCUGAAUGCAUCAACAUUGAAGGAUCUUUUAAAUGCAAGUGUCCUGUUGGUACACAGCUAGAAAACGAUGGUCGGACAUGUUCAGUUUGUGAUGAGUUCCAUUAUGGCAAAGAAUGUUCGCAGAGUUGCAGCUGCUUACAUGGACAUUGCGAUAAAACAUUAGGUUGUGUUUGUAAACAUGGUUGGGGAGGAAGAAACUGCGAUAUUGACAGAAACGAAUGCGAAAGUGAAGCAUUUGUAUGUGAAGGUGAAAAUACAGAGUGUGUGAAUACACCUGGCAGUGCAAUGUGCAGCUGCAUGACAGGGUUCAUCAAUGUGUCUGGAAUCUGCAGAGAUAUAGACGAGUGCAAAACCAUGUCCGAACAUAAUUGCGACCAGCAAUGUAUUAACACUGUAGGUAGUUACAGGUGCGACUGCCAAAACGGAUUUGUUUAUCAAGAGGAAACAUGCACAGAUAUCAACGAAUGUUUGCACAGUCAUCAAUGUGACCAAAUCUGUGAAAAUACAGUCGGAAGUUACAGAUGUCUCUGUGAGCCAGGGUUCAGCCUAAACUUGACUGACAGAAAGUCCUGUCUAGCAAAUUCUGGCUGUGCGAAACAAGACAAGGACAAAUGUGGUGGGAAUGCAACAUGUUUUGUGGUAGAUGGAAAACCAAACUGCAUUUGUAACAAAGGGUUUUCGAGCAGUGGCGAUAUCUGUAUAGAUAUUGACGAGUGUACCGCUGCUAAUAGACUGUGUAGCCAAUAUUGUAAUAACACUCUUGGAAGUUAUACAUGUCACUGCAGCGAAGGUUUUUACCUAAUGAAUGAUGGUAUCACGUGCCAAGAAUGCUACGAAGGUUGGUAUGGACACCAGUGUGAACUGACUUGUUCAUGUGUCUCACCAAACACUGAAAGCUGUGAUAAAGUUAAUGGCAAGUGCAACUGCAAGAAAGAAUGGCAAGGAUACAGCUGUAAUGAGGAUGUCGAUGAAUGCAAAAUGAACAUUUCUUAUUGCCCGAUAAACUCAGACUGCGAAAACAAACAUGGAAGCUACGGGUGCAAAUGCGAAAUCGGCUACUAUAAGACAGGAAGCGGAAACUGUGCAGAAUGCGACUCUAUGAAUUAUGGUAAAAAUUGCAAUGAAGAGUGUAAAUGCUCCUUUGAAAACGCAUUAAAGUGUAACAAUGUUGACGGAACCUGUAUGUGCAAAAUGGGAUGGCAAGGAAGUGUCUGUCUGGAAAACAAAGACGAAUGUACUAGUAACAAUCAUACAUGCAGCUCGAACUCAAAAUGCUUAGACACUCAUGGCUCAUAUAAUUGCGUCUGUGACGAAGGAUUUCAUAAGCAAGGAGACAAUUGUAUAGCUUGUAGUAGCAAUACCUUUGGAAAAGAUUGUUCAACGAAAUGCAGCUGCAACGUAGAACAUUCCGCCAAUAAAACACAGACAUGCGACAUUGUCACGGGACAGUGCAAAUGCUUACCAAAUUGGCAAGGGGACAACUGCAAUAACGAUAUAAAUGAAUGUGAUGACAGUUUGAAGUGUAAAAACGAAGAGAACAAAGAAUGUCGUAAUACAAUUGGCUGGUACACCUGUGAAUGUAUAAAUGGGUACAAAGAAUAUCCUAACGGCAAAUGCGUAAAAAAUGAACCUAUUAUGAUUGAUCUAAGCAUACGUGUAUAUCUUCCUGAAAGAAUAGACCUAAAUGAUCCGGUCCAGAAAAUGACACUUGAAACUAAUGCCAUCCACAGUCUGGACGAAUUUUACCGUCUCUAUACAAAGGCAAAUAUAGAAAUACAUAUUACUGACAUAAGAUGGCGUCAUUUGAAAUCUCGUAGCACACGCGUGAGUUUAAUGAUUGACUAUACAGUGACUUAUGAAGAAUACGACUUUGGAGUUGCAUCUGCAUUGACAGCAGCAACAAUAGAUUUAUGUCAAGGCACAGUUCUGUUAUUUGGAGGGAACAAUGUCACCGUCGCAACGGAUUCUUUCAAAGAUAUGGAACCAUGUGAGGUUUACCAUGAUACCGUGGGAUCUUGCGGAGAAGGGUACCAGUGUGUGCGGGAGAAUAGUUACCCUAUAUGCCGGCUAACAGUAAACGAUCCAAACUUACCUCUCAUCAUUGGAGUGUCUGUUGGCGGAUUCAUUCUCGUCCUGAUAAUUGUAAUAGUUAUCGUGUGUAUAGGAAAACAUAAACAAAACCGGAAGAUAGGGAACAGAGAUAUGAUACGCAUUUCAAGUGCUUCAGAUUUGGAAAAGAAGUUGAAUGCAGAUAAUCCUCGACCACCAAAUGUUUACAACCAGCUUAUUUUGCAGAAUUUUUCAGACGCUGGUAAUAAAGACAGUGAAGAAUCCAAGUAUAUGACAUGGAAAUCAAUGGUCCCAACAUUCACGAUGCCGUCUCAGAAAGAUACCGUCUACAACCAACACUUUCAGAUUCCUUGUGCCAUAAUGGAACCGGACUACAUCAAUCCAAGGACAUAAUGAGUUGCUUGACUUGAUAAACGAAUGUUGCAAAAUGUCAAAUUAGUUUCGAAACAGUGAAUUCCCUUGUGUCAGCCUCUCUCUCGCUCUCUCGCCGUUAAACGUGUAUACUAUGUGAACAUUUUCAGAAAACGUUUUAAUAUGAUUAUUACUUCAAUAUUUCCAUAACAAAGACGAAGAACUUCGAUAGAAACAAUAAAAAGUAAUAGCUACAGUUUCCUUGUGAAAUGGAUGUAACUAUUUUAAAAUGAUUUGUGAACAUGAAAGGUCAAAAGUUGAAAUAUGAAUGGUUUCUAAACAACAUGCUUAAAGUGAAGUGCUGUUAAGUAUUAUUAACAAUUCGAGGUGAAUUCGUUGUUGCUGUAUAUGCGUUUUCAAAUAUUCUCAUUGCAUCUAGAUCAAUCUAAAUAAUCAGUUGAAUGGUCAGGCAGUUUUUAAACAAAAAGCGUGUUUACUUCAGAUGAAUAUAUGGUGAAGUAUAAUAUUUGCUAAGAGUGGUCAUUAUAAAAAAUUUGUAUUGUUUCUUGUUGUAAAUACAUGCAUAUAGAUGAUAACAAACUUUAUGUAAAUAGUCAGUUAUUAUAUUUCAUAACCAACUUUAUGUAGAUAGUCAUUUUCAGCUAUUUUACCCCAGCAGAAAUAAUCUGUUUCAUAACACAUAAAUGUAAAACAAAAAUUCAGUAAGUAAACGCAGUCGAAGGAAGUUCGGUAUACACUCAAUGCAAUUCUUGCAAGACAAAUUCAAAACUUAUUGGUCGAGCUCCGAAGGCAAGCCAUACAAUAAAUGAUUUAUUACUUAACAUUAUUUAAGUAUAUUUAAAACAGUGGGCAGCUGUCCAUAGACUUGUCAUAGACAUAUUAUGGACCGAUUCAACAAUUGAAACAGCUUACGAUGGUGAUGGUCAUUUCAUAGAAGUUUCGUAUAUUAACCAGUUACACAUGAAUUAUUAUUCGGAUUUAUCAUCAAAAACAACGAUGCCUUUUGAGAAAAGGGGAAUAAAAGUAUUACUGGUACUGAUGAUAAACCCGGACAGAUGAUAAAGUCGAACACCUUGGAAAUAUUCGAUUGCAAUCGGUUAUUUAUAAAACUGAACACACCAUCUAAUAGUUUCCACUUACAACACCAACUGGUGUAAACAAAAACAAAAUUGGUAAAUAUUCUGUAUAAAUAAAUGACUUACAUAAAUUUGUAUAAAAAAUAUUUAUCCAAAAUUACUGGGGAAGAGGGUGUUUUUUUGCGCAUGCUCGCUGUCGAAACAUAAAAGUCUGACAUUUUUUAACUUUUCAUUACGUGAUCAGGAAAGACUGUUGCAGCUUUUUGGGGAAAGUUUCAAUAUAAUAAUACCAAGAAAAUUUUGUAAAUGACAAAGGGUUCGAAUUUAUCAUCAGUCAACGUUCAUAAAGUCCCUUUUAUAUACCCCUUUCAGACCCUCACUUCGUGUGAGUUUGCUUACUAAAUAUAAUUUGAAUUAUGUAAAGUUAUCAGCAAAGGUUAAGCUUUAUUUUUAUACCGGCCAUUGAUUUCAAUUUGCAGAAAUAAAAAAGUUACAGAUAAAAAAACCUCAUUUUCUGUUCGGUUUUAUCAUCAGUACCAGUAUCUAAUUAUAAUAAAUAUGUUCGUUAAUUAUUUUGAUCACAUUGUAAGACACUUAAUUUAUUCUUACCAUUUGCAUGGUUUAUCUCUAUAUAUUAUCUAUCAGGUAAUGCUAAAUGAUUUGCUAGAGUACGUAAAUAUCAAAUCAUACUGCCACUCUUAAACUCAAGCCCGGAACUAGAAAAAAUGAAUUAAGGGAGAGUUAGUUACACUGACCCUUUAACUGGGUGUCCAAUAAGAAUUCAAUUAUAUAAUAUAACGAAAGGUAAGAAAAGCAGCUUUCAGGAACCUUAAUAAUUUUUGCAAUAUAUAUAUUUGUACAAUCCAGCAAAUGUAUAUAUUUUCAGUGUAUUAUCUGAUUUAAGUGUUAUAUAUAGGUUUUGAAUAAAU
Messenger RNA from Mercenaria mercenaria, 5791 nucleotides. Its product is annotated as fibrillin-1-like. Gene Ontology annotation, molecular function: calcium ion binding. The transcript has 27 exons. NCBI's taxonomy places the organism in Eukaryota, Metazoa, Mollusca, Bivalvia, Venerida, Veneridae. The record is from RefSeq and is a predicted model, not a curated record. The coding region runs from base 1 to 3807 and encodes 1268 amino acids.